AUGUGUAUGGAAUGGUUUCAGUGCAUUAACCAUCACGUACAUGUUUGUCUUGCAGCUCUCCUGUCGUCGUGGUGCGAGGAGCUGGGCCGACUUCUGCUGCUGCGACACCAGAAGAACCGCCAGAACGAACCCCAGAAAGGACCCCCCAUGCAGCCCCCCAUGAACUCCAUGAAGCCGGGCCUGUCCCACGGUGAUGGACAGUUCCCGUACGACUCUGGGCCGUGGCAGCAGAACAGUUCUCAGCCUCCCGGAGCUCUGUCUGUGGUGACGACUGUGUGGGGCGUCACCAAUACCUCACAAAGCCAGGUGCUGGCGAACCAUCUGGCGCACGCUCCCACUAUGCCCCCUGGAUCACCCAUGGUAUCUGGGAACAGUCCUGGUAUGAACUCGCCGCCGUUCUCUGGACCUCAGCAGCAGUUCAACAAGGGCCAGGGUCCAGGCUACAUGCAGCAGGGCGUGUAUGGACGACCACACUACAACACAGGAGGGGGAUUCAACGGGAGUUAUCCCGGUGGUCCUGCCCCUGGCCCCCCCACCCUGGGGCACCCUCAGCCUGCCGCCGCCGCCGCUGCUGCCGCUGUUGCCGCCGCUGCUGCCACGGCUACCGCCACCGCUACUGCAACAGUGGCGGCGCUACAGGAGACGCAGAACAAGGAGAUGAGCCAUCAGUACGGACCGAUGAGCUCGUCGUUCCAGAUGGGUCCAAACCAGGGCUACGGUCCUCAGUUCAUGCCUCAGGGACCUCCUCGAGGCCCCAGCCCUCACCCUGGGAACAUGCAGGGCCCUGGGAUGAACCCUCCUCCUCCCAUGGCCAUGAACCAGCCCCGGGGCCAGAGCAUGGGGCCCUACGGAGGACAGAGGAUGCAGACCUACAGCGCCCCCCGGCCUCCGAACAUGGGGAUGCAGGGAAUGAAGAGGCCCUAUCCUGGAGAGCCAAACUAUGGCAGUCAGCAGUACGGACCCAACGGACAGUUCCCAAACCAGCAGAACCAGUACACCUCCUCCAGACCCAUGCCCUCUCCAAACUACCCCCCACAGAGGAACCCAGGCCAGGCCAUGCAGGGACAGUACCCCCCUCCCAACCCAGCCAUGGGCCAAUACUACAAGCAAGAGCCACCGUUCAAUGGCCAAACAACAACCUUCUCUGGGAACGGUUAUAACCAGUUCCCUCAGGGCAACAACAUGAAUGGACCUCCGCGGCCCGUCGGGAACUACCCCCUCUCUCCGGUCCCAGGGAACCCCACUCCCCCCAUGACUCCAGGCAGCGGCAUUCCUCCGUAUCUGUCUCCAAACCCGGACGUCAAGCCACCUUUCCCGCCAGAUGUCAAACCAAAUAUCACCUCACUACGGCCCCCACCAGUGGGACAGGGGGAGGAGCUCCGCCUCACGUUCCCGGUGCGAGACGGCGUGGUCCUGGAGCCCUUCAGACUGGAGCACAACCUGGCGGUCAGCAACCAUGUGUUCCACCUGCGUCCCUCUGUGAACCAGACGCUCAUGUGGAGGUCUGAUCUGGAGCUGCAGUUCAAGUGCUACCACCACGAGGACCGGCAGAUGAACACGAACUGGCCGGCGUCGGUGCAAGUGAGUGUGAACGCCACACCGCUCACCAUCGAGAGAGGAGACAACAAGAGCUCGCACAAAGCUCUGCAUCUGAAACAUGUUUGUCAACCAGGAAGGAACACCAUUCAGAUCACCGUCACCGCCUGCUGCUGCUCGCACCUGUUUGUGCUGCAGCUGGUUCACCGUCCGUCAGUUCGAUCAGUUCUUCAGGGGUUACUGAAGAAGAGGCUCCUCCCGGCAGAGCACUGCAUAACCAAAGUGAAGCGUAACUUCAGCAGCGUGGCGGCGUCAUCGGGCGCCGGUUUGAACGGAGAGGACGGCGUGGAGCAAACCGCCAUCAAAGUGUCUCUGAAGUGUCCGAUCACCUUCAGGCGCAUCCAGCUGCCGGCGCGGGGCCACGACUGCAAACACGUGCAGUGUUUCGAUCUGGAGUCGUAUCUGCAGCUGAACUGUGAACGAGGGACGUGGAGGUGUCCUGUCUGCAAUAAAACCGCGCUGCUAGAAGGCCUGGAGGUGGACCAGUACAUGUGGGGAAUCCUGAACGCCAUUCAAAAUUCUGAGUUUGAGGAGGUGACCAUCGACCCCACCUGCAGCUGGAGGCCCGUGGUCAUUAAGUCUGAGCUCCACAUAAAGGAGGAUCCAGACGGGCCGCUGUCCAAGAGGUUUAAGACCAUGAGUCCGAGUCAGAUGGUCCUGCCCAACGUCAUGGACAUGAUCGCCCAGCUGGGACCGGGCGCCACGCCGUACACGCCACAACACGGCAACAACAGCAGUGAAUACGGAGGCCAAGGCAACAGUUUUCCGGGCCACAGUAACUUUGACUUCCCUCACGCUAAUCCCGGAGGUACUUCCAUGAACGACUUCAUCCCCGGGCCUCAGCUGUCCCACCCUCCGGACCUCCAGGGGCAGCUCAUGAACCACGACAAGCCGCUCUCGCACCACAUCAACGACUCAAUACCUCACUCUCUUGGCAGUGACCAAUCACAUAGCGUGCUGCAUCAAACUCUCCACGGGUCUCCGCGAGGCGCCAACCAAUCAGGGCCCUCGUUACUGCAGCAACCAGGGCAACAACUACAUCCAGGCAACCAUAUGGGAACAUCGCUACAUCAAAACAGCCAAUCGGGGCCAUCGCUACAUCCAAACAGCCAAUCAGGACCAUCGCUACAUCCAAACAACCAAUCAGGACAACAGCUUCAUCCCGGGAGCCACUCAGGGCCUUCGUUACUUCACAGUGGUUCGCAGAGACAAGCCCCGCCCCCUCAGCAGACGCGACCGCAGACGCCCGGUGACCUGACGUUUAACCCUGGCCUGGAUGGGACGGGGUCGGACAUGCCCGAGCCUUCCCUGGACCUUCUUCCAGAGUUGGCGAAUCCGGAUGAACUGCUGUCGUAUUUAGACCCUCCGGACCUCCCCAACAACAGCAGUGACGACCUCCUUUCGCUCUUUGAAAACAACUGA
Knipowitschia caucasica is the source of this 3018-nucleotide messenger RNA. NCBI's taxonomy places the organism in Eukaryota, Metazoa, Chordata, Actinopteri, Gobiiformes, Gobiidae. The record is from the annotation of a GenBank genome assembly.